Lasiodiplodia theobromae is the source of this 480-nucleotide messenger RNA. Its product is annotated as DNA-directed RNA polymerase. Lineage: Eukaryota; Fungi; Ascomycota; Dothideomycetes; Botryosphaeriales; Botryosphaeriaceae. Gene Ontology annotation, biological process: DNA-templated transcription. The transcript has 4 exons. Bases 1 to 480 code for a protein of 159 amino acids. Gene Ontology annotation, molecular function: DNA-directed RNA polymerase activity; DNA binding. The record is from RefSeq and is a predicted model, not a curated record. Gene Ontology annotation, cellular component: RNA polymerase III complex; nucleus; RNA polymerase I complex.
AUGUCUGACUACGGCGGCGACGACGACGGUGGACUCGACAACGUCCAGGACGAGGUCUACGAGGACUUUGACGAACCCGAAGAGCCCGGCGCGUACUACGAUGACGAAGAGGAUGUCGCUGGCGGCCAGGAGGACCCGGAUCAGCACAGGCGCGAAGGGGAGAACGUUGUUGUUGCUGGGGAUGUUAGCGCCGCCGCGGCAGCAAAAAUCAACUCGGUCCAAGAGCAAAGCAAGAAGAAGGUCCCGGAUGACCAGCGCACCACGACUCCCUAUAUGACAAAGUACGAGAGGGCCAGAGUGCUGGGUACACGGGCUUUGCAGAUCAGCAUGAACGCGCCUGUCCUUGUCGACUUGGAGGGCGAGACAGACCCGUUGCAGAUCGCGCUCAAGGAACUUCGGGAAAAGAAGAUUCCUCUCGUCGUGCGGAGGUACCUCCCUGAUGGAUUCUACGAGGAUUGGACGUGCGAGGAGCUCCUAUAG